Messenger RNA from Musa acuminata subsp. malaccensis (wild Malaysian banana), 1945 nucleotides. Its product is annotated as probable serine/threonine-protein kinase PBL21. Gene Ontology annotation, biological process: protein phosphorylation. The record is from RefSeq and is a predicted model, not a curated record. NCBI's taxonomy places the organism in Eukaryota, Viridiplantae, Streptophyta, Magnoliopsida, Zingiberales, Musaceae. Gene Ontology annotation, molecular function: ATP binding; protein kinase activity.
CCCCAAUUCGACAAGCCUUCAUUUGGUGUCUUUGUUUCUUCACAUGUAGCAAAACUGCUCGGCAGGAGAAGGCCUCCUCUGGUCUCCGUCAGGCCACAAAAAGGUGUCCUCCUCGAUACAGAACAGAACAAAAUGCCUCAUUGUGAAGGAAGCCAGUGAGGAGUGCGAAGGGCUAAACCAAUGGAAGCAAAGAUUCACGGGGUGUGAAAUGGAUCGCCGCUGCGGCCUGUAGUUUUGCCAUAAAAAGCGGCCUUUUGUCUGCUCACUGAGAAGGAAGUGAGAGGCGAGGGAGGGAGAGCGACGCAAAUCGCCCUGGUUUCCUCUUCCCCCUUUUUGGUUCUUGUUGGUGAUGCUGAGCGGUGGAAGAGAAGGAGCGGGCAAUGUAGGUGGUGUGGUUUAGGAUUGCUUUGGUUGGCAUCGGGAUUGAAGUGCUGCUGUAGAUGAGCUGCUUUCCGUGUUUCAACCCUCGCCGGAGGGAAGUGAGCCGUAGGAUCGAAGACAGCGGGGGCUCCCGGUCCCAUUCGAGAUUCGUCGUCGAUGCUUCGGAGAGUGGGAAGAAGGCGUCUUCUGUGGGCGGCGAGAGGAGUAAAUCCGCAAGAAAAUUCACCUUCAGGGAUCUCGCUACGGCCACCCAGAACUUUAAAGAAGCCAAUUUAAUCGGAGAAGGGGGCUUCGGAAGGGUCUUCAAAGGGCGGCUUGAUUCGGGCCAGGUGCUGGCCAUCAAGCAGCUGAAGCAAGAUGGGCUUCAGGGGAGUAAAGAGUUCUUGGUGGAGGUUCUCAUGCUGACUGUGUUGCGCCAUCCUAAUCUUGUGAGCUUGAUAGGGUACUGUGCUGAGGGAGAUGAGAGGUUGUUGGUCUACGAGUUCAUGCCCAAAGGCAGUUUAGAAGACCACUUAUUCGAUCUAUCUCCACAGAAGCCACCACUUGAAUGGAACACACGAAUAAGGAUUGCACUUGGUGCUGCGAAAGGUCUCACAUACUUGCAUGAUGUUGCAAGCCCACCUGUUAUUUACAGGGACAUGAAGGCUGCAAACAUAUUGUUAGACAACAAUUUCAACCCCAAGCUCUCUGAUUUUGGGCUUGCUAAACUUGGACCUGUUGGUGACAAAACGCAUGUCUCAACAAGGGUGAUGGGAACAUAUGGCUACUGUGCUCCUGAUUAUGUCAUGAGUGGUAAGCUGACCCUGAAGUCUGAUAUUUACAGUUUCGGUGUGUUGCUUCUGGAACUGAUAACUGGACGACGAGCUUUUGAUUACUCGAGGACUCGUGCAGAGCAGAACCUAGUGACUUGGUCACGUCCUUUUCUCAAUGAUCGGAGGAAGUUCUUGCAGCUGGCUGAUCCAUCUCUUCGAGGCCACUAUCCUCCACGAGCUUUUCACCAGUUGGUUGUCAUCACCUCAAUGUGUCUCCAGGAGCAGGCACAUGUUCGGCCCAUCAUAGCUGAUGUGGUUGUCGCCCUAGACCAUGUGGCAUCCCAGCCCUACACUGCAGAACCCAACUCCAAGGUCAUGAACUCCCCUCCAUCUUUGCCUUCAGGAAAUGUAGCCGGUACAGCCUCCUCUAGAGGAUGCAGUGUUGGAAAAGGUUUUGGUAUUAUGUAAAUUGGGCUCUCCGUUUGACCGAGUUGAGGUCUGGCAAUUUCAUGAAAAAAAUGAAAAAGAUGCUAGUGCAUUAAACUAUGUGCAUCAUGGUCUAGAAGAAUAUGUUGCCAAUGUAACCAUAUGUAAAUUGUUCUCAACCUAGUCACACUGAUGUUAUUACUACUGCCAGCUAUUAAGGGUCAGCGAAGCAAUGAUUAUGGCAGCCUUCAUCAAGUAUUAGUGACGGUUUCAUGGUUUGAGGAUAUGUAAUCGAUAUAUGUGGUUUUAUGACACAGGUCUUGUACAUGUCUAACCUGUUUUAAGUUUCUCAGAUUGCAGUGAAGAUCCAGACUACGUUAACAUCA